GAGAGAGAGAGAGAGAUAGCUCGCUAUGACGGAGAAAGAGAGGGGCCCCGUCGCAACACACGCGGCGGCGGCACAGUGCGGACGAUCUCGCUCAUUGGUUAGACGGACUGCCGAGACGCGAGCGUUCAUUGGCUCGUAAUGCUCGUCACGUGAUCGAUAACGCGCGUGACCCGAGUUGAGCUUGUCGCGUUCCGAGUUCGAAUUGAGUUUUUGGUGAAAAUUCUUAUGUUUGUAGUUACGGCGAAUUUUUCGUAGCAACUACUCAGUAGUUCGAACGAAAAACUUCGAUCGUCCUUUCUUUCCCUCGCGUUGUUGCGAGUGUCAUGAUGAUUAUUGAUUUUACGCUCGUCUGGAUCCUUCCGUCCAUUUCCAUAUACUUCGUUAUCGAAUGAAAAAGUGGGAGGGGAACGUAGAGUUUUGUUUUGGCGUACCUAACCUUACCAGAGGUAAAUAGUCGCUGAAGGUGCGCGUAUAUGGUUCCUACACCGUAGAUUCGGUGUUUUGAGGCUAAAGUCAAUUGAAGCUUUACAAAAUGUUGCGCGCAGGAGCUGGGACGAUUCGUUUUAUUUCUACAAAUUCAGCAGCCCCACUGAGGACUAAGAAAGGGCGCUUGCUAGAAUCUGUGAUAAGGGUAGAUCAUGCUGGAGAAUUUGGAGCUGAUAGGAUAUACGCUGGUCAAAUGGCUGUACUAGGGAAUACAUCGGUUGGUCCAACAAUCCAACACAUGUGGGACCAGGAGAAGGUUCAUAGGCAAAAGUUUGAAGAACUGAUAAAGAAGCACGGAGUCAGACCCACAGCUUUGCUACCCAUCUGGAAUGUGGCAGGAUUUUUAUUAGGCGCCAGUACAGCGCUCAUGGGACAAAAAGCCGCGAUGGCUUGCACUGUAGCUGUGGAAGAUGUCAUUGUAGAACACUACAACGAUCAAUUGAGAUCGCUUAUGGAAAUCAGCGACGAGAACGACAAGGAGAUACUCGACACCAUCAAAAAGUUUCGAGAUGAAGAACAGGAGCAUCACGACGUGGGAUUAGAUCACGGAGCGGAGCAGGCUCCUUUCUACGAAGCUCUCACCAACGUUAUCAAAGUCGGAUGCAAGACAGCGAUUGCAAUAUCUAAAGUCGUAUAGGUAGUGAGCUCUACGGGGUCGAUUCAUUAUACCGGAAGAAUAUUGCUACUGCGGAGAGAAAUUCGUCGGCGAUGUCUAAAACAUUUCAGUAUUAUGCAAAGCAUCGACUCACAUUGUCCUAAUUUCUCUUUGCAAAAGCGAACUUUUAUCUACGUUUUUCUAUUCUAUAAGCAACAAACUACAUGUGUAUAGCCAAAGGAUGUUUUUAUGAUACUCUACUUGUGUAAAUAAAAGAAAAUGUUUUGCAUACAUCGGUGCAGAAUAUUUUUACGUACCUCCUUCGCAGUAGGGUCCUUGAAAUCCUGGAGGACACGAGCAGACUCCAGGCGCCGUGCAGUUGCCGCCGUUCAUGCAGUUGGGAUAGCACAGGGCUUUUUUGCAAUGCGGUGGUCCCAUGUAGCCGUCCGGACACGGGCCUGGAUUCGGCUCUGCAAUGGAAUGACGAAAUUAACGCUCUCUUUCGCGGAAAAUGCAGAGCAAAGUGCCAUAAGUAGCAGAAAACGAACGUCUUCCGAAUUGUAAUAAAAAUACUUGGAAACGAAAACAAAGUCAUCUCUGACGAGAUGAAACGAAUACUUUUGGCAUUUCGUUCUGCAAUCACAGAAUUGUAUCUCUAACAGAAAACAAACAUCAAAUCUACAUCUUCAAUUUGAUGUACACUCGAAACUGCUAUUUUUAUAUCAAAUCAAAUCUGUAUAUUAUACUAUCUGCGCGCACACAUCGAUGCAUCUCGAUUGAACUUGAGCAAUAUGUACUGUGCAUAAUGCACACGCCCAAAUGCAAAUCUUGUAUUCGAUCUGCGAAGUAGGAAAUCACGCGGUGUUCAUAAUUUCCGGCCGCUGGCAGAUAAGCCGCGCACACAACGCACCGCUUUAAUCUCCAAGUGCUUCUCGGAAAGAAAACGUAUCUAUAGUUUUUUGCACAAGCAAUAAUUUUAUCCAUCAGAAAUCCGAGCACCUAAAAAGUGCAUCGUACUCUUCGUGAACUUGUCCUCGCACAGUCAGUCGCAAAAUUCAACGCGGCACUGUUUCGUCCGGUAUAAUUAGCUCGAUUAAUUCUCAUUUCGGUCAAUUAUAUUUCUCUCUCUCGCUUGCAUAUGUACACCGCAAAACUCAAUCAAAAGCGCCUCUGUAUGCGGCGGAAGGCCGGACGUUUCUCCUUUCGCAAAUUCUCCUUUAUCGCGGCUCGAGAUGUGACUCGUAAACUGCUGUAUUUCACUGCGUUUCACCUGGUAGAAAGUUGACCGGCUGAGGCGUAAAUCGGAAAUUUUAAAAAUAUCGCUUUACGACUCGAAAAUGAAUUCUUAUAAAAAAGCGAGAUCAUUCCGAUCGACUCUUCUACCAGGAUUGGCCUGUAUAUCAAUUUCAUCAUCGAAUCGCGAUUUUCCAAGUAUAAACAAAAAAAAAAACUCUUCGUUUCUAUCAUAGCAUAGAGAUCGAAGCAUGCAGCACAAAUUAGUGACGAUGAUUUAUACUGGUGAUACAGAACUGUAUGUGUGAGUGGAGAAGUGGUGAUCGUGGGCGCGACUGACGCACUCACCGCGCACGGCGCAUUCUUUUCUCAGGCUGAGCCGCAGGGGUGUCCCGUUCAGCGGCUUGUUCUUGCGCGUCUCGAUCAUCAGACCAAUGCUGAAUUGCGCGACUCCCGAAUUGUUGCCCGAGCACGGCAGCAGCACGCUGAAUUCUGCAAAAAAGCAGGUUAAAUUUUUCUUACAUUAUUCUCGUGUUUAGAGGUGAUAAUUAAAGAAAAACUUAUUCUAAACCUACCCUUCUGCCGUCUGGGCACCCGACCCUUCUUGUUAAUCGUGAUCGAGGGCGUCUUCAGUAUCGACUCGUCGAACGACUUGAGCAGAUAGAAGUCGUAGUUGUAUUUCUUCACGCCAGACUUCCAGGUGAAGUUGACGUAGGACACCUCGUUAGGGAUUAUAGGCAGCUUGCUCUCGAACUCCGGGUCCAGCAGGUACGGCACCACUCGACCCUCGUCUAUCGCGUAGAUUUCCAUUUCGACACCUGCACCGAUCGCCAUACAUCAAUAUCACCGGAAACACUUCGCCUGAGAGAUCGCUAUCGUUCGCCAGCGAUAAAACGCGCGCAUACGUCCUGAGAACGUACGAUGACAUAAAAAAAAAAAAACUCACCACUGAACAUCUUGAUCUGCUGUCGAUCGAUCCAGAGUGUCAUGUCUCCGUCGGGCUUGUGUCCGUUGCCGGUCCGCCGGUGUCUGGCCUCGCAAUUGUAAUCGCUGAGCAAAACGAUCAGAACGAGCGCCGCCGAGGCCAGGGUCGGCCCAGCCCGCCGCUGCAUAUUAUAUUUCCAGUAUUGUACCCGAGAGACAGAGAGAGAGAGAGAGAGAGACUAUUAUACACUCGUUUUCGCACUCACACGCGCUGCGCUUGUUGUAAUACCGAUCUUCGGAAGCGAGAGGUGAAGAGAAAAUAUUGUAUACCGAUCGUCGCCGAUAUUUUUUAGUGGAGCACAGGAGCGCGUGUGCAGCAGACUCGGCUCGCUGAGACUGACUGACUUGACUGAAUGAGGAAAGGCUCCGUAUAUGCGGUCAGCUCGCGCGAGAGAGUAGAGAGCUACCCCUCUUUUCUCUUUGCUCUUAUGCGAGCUCUCCUGCUAUAUACUCCUUCGCGCAUAUAAUGCCGCCUGUGUGCACGUGUGUGUGUGUGUGUGUGGAUAGCCGAUGUUCUCGGCUGUAAGGAUAGCGUAUGCGAUUGUAGUGUCUUUAUAUUUUUUAAAAAUUUCUCCUCUAUACUGUUGCAGAUUUUGGAGCGCAUACCGAUACGAAGUGUUCGAAAAAAAUAAGCGGAGACGGAAGACAGCGGAGAAGGAUAUACACAUAUGUGUGCAGUAUAUACGCGCAUAUAUCGAGAACAAGUGGCAAACGAGAGAGAGAGAGAGAGAGAGAUGUAAAUUUAACUGAUCGGACAGACGGACAACUGCGCGAGAGAGAAGAUGGGAAGAGCCGAGAGAUCGGCGCAUAUGUGUGCGGAGAGUGAGACGCUUUAAUGGGAGAAAAAAAAAAGUCGAGGCGAGAGAAGCCGAAUGAGGUAGGAGAGCGCGUUAAAGAUACGUGUAAAAAAAGGUAAUGCGAAACUAUUACAGUCGCGUUUCGCGAGAGGCAUCUUCGAGCUGUACAUAUGCCCUUUUUGCUCUGUGGCUUUCAUAUCGCUGUAGCUCUCGACACUUGUUAUAAAAUCGUGUGUAUACAGACGCGCACACGUACACUUGCGGAAUCGCCGUCGCGCCGACUUGAUAAAUCACAUUCCCUCUCAGCUGUGAGAGUCGUUUCUUUAUUUUUUUUUUUUUUUUUUUUGUUCUGGAUCGGAAUAAUAUGCGAAAUCUGCGGCGAAAAGCUCGAGAGAUCUAUAAAUAUAGAUUUUUGUAAUUAUCGUUAAUCACACUUUAUAAAUCAUCGCGAAUUAUACGCUCGUGUGUACUUAUACACUUUGUAAAUCGAGUAGACGGCUAAUUUGUUCCCUGUAAGAUCGUUGGCGGGAUGCAGUCGAGCGUUAACACUUUUGAAAUAACGAUUUUUGAAAUAACGUCUCUCUCGCGGAGAAUCGCGGCUCUUGUGUAACAAAAUAUUUACACUCGCGCGAGGCCAUCAAAACAUCCCAUAAAACAUUCGUUUUCGGCUCCGCACGAUCGUAAAUCCGGUAGGGGCUACUAUCCGCUCCGUAUCUCCAUACAGCCAUACCCCGCGAUGACUCGAAGAAAACAUCUCUAUGUCUAUCCCCUUGAGAAAAGAGCCAACAAAAAAAAAAAAAAAAGGAAAGAAAUCAAUUUUCGA
This is a messenger RNA of Nasonia vitripennis (jewel wasp), 4918 nucleotides long. It is a transcript of the gene Coq7, whose product is annotated as 5-demethoxyubiquinone hydroxylase, mitochondrial. Gene Ontology annotation, molecular function: 3-demethoxyubiquinol 3-hydroxylase activity. NCBI's taxonomy places the organism in Eukaryota, Metazoa, Arthropoda, Insecta, Hymenoptera, Pteromalidae. Gene Ontology annotation, cellular component: mitochondrial inner membrane; nucleus. Bases 533 to 1123 code for a protein of 196 amino acids. The record is from RefSeq and is a predicted model, not a curated record. Gene Ontology annotation, biological process: regulation of gene expression; regulation of reactive oxygen species metabolic process; determination of adult lifespan. The transcript has 3 exons.